GUUAUAAUUAGUAAUGAUUGAAUCAAAUAUGCUUGUAUGUGUAGAAUAUGCUUCACUACCAUACUACAGAUUGAAUAGAUUUUGAUUUUCGACACUAGACAUUGUUUUCCUAAUAAUUAGAAAGUAACCUAAUUUUCGCACAAUUUGAAUUUUUUGAAUUUCACGGGGACUGUCAUCGCUAGUACGCUAGUUUAUAUAUUUUCCGAGUCCAAGGUACAAAAGUGAAAAGUGUUUAUCGUAGUGCCUAAUAAAUCGUUCGAUUUCAAUUGCGUCCGAUAAAAAUUAAUUAUUAAUAGUAAUCAACGCGCAAAUUCAAGGUUUUAUAGUAUAGUUGAAAAAUAUCUUGUUUAAAUGUUCACUGAAAUAUACUACUUAUGAUUUAAUCAGAAUCAUUCAACUAUCUGGUGUUUUAAAGUAAUCAGUGCUGCUUUAAUCUAUAAACAAUUAUCAAAUGUCGAUUGGAAGAUAUACAGCAAGCAGGCAUUAAUUGAUUCCAAAGUUUCAGUGGAUCUUCCAUUAUUUCCAUCAUUUAUUGAAGGAAUUUUACAGAUAUUCCUAAAUUUUACAAUAUAUAAGAUGGAUUCUUCUUUUAUUGAUUCAAUAAAAAGAUCUACAAUAUCGCAUUUAUGCUUAGCAAUUAUCUUUUUCACUUCUGGUUUGAUUAUUAAUUUUAUACAAUUGAUAUUAUAUUAUACAGUGAGAAUUUAUAGUAAAAGAUUAUUCCGAAAAAUUAACUGGUAUUUGACCUACAGUGUUUACUCACAGCUCGUUUGUCUUGGUGAAUGGUGGUCAGGAAGUAAAGUUAUUAUUUAUGUUGACAGAGAAGAUUUCCAAAAAUAUUUUGGUAAAGAACAUGGUUACCUAAUAAUGAACCAUACAUAUGAAAUUGAUUGGUUAUUAGGGUGGAUAAUUUUAGAAAGAUUGCAAAUAUUAGGGAAUGCAAAAGCUUACUGUAAGAAGGCCAUUCAGUACAUGCCAGUUCUUGGGUGGGCUUGGAAAUUUGCAGAAUUCGUUUUUCUUGAGAGAAACUUUGAAAAGGACAGAAAAAAUAUUGAUCGUCAAGUUGCAGAAUUAUGUGAUUAUCCUGAUCCUAUGUGGCUGCUGCUCUACCCUGAAGGCACUAGAUUCAAUGAAGAAAAACACAAGGCUUCCCUUGAGUUCGCUCGUAAACAUAAUCAACCUGAACUGAAGUAUCACCUUCUGCCAAGAACAAAAGGUUUUGCAGCAAGUAUUCCUGCUAUGAGGGGCAAAGUUCCUGCAAUAUAUGAUUGCCUAACAGUGUUCACAGAAGAUGAACCUGUUGAUCCCACCAUGAAAAACCUACUUAUGGGUAAAUCUGUUACAGCACACUUGUAUUUCCGUAGAAUUCCUUUAGAAGAAGUUCCAGAAUCAGAGGAAGGAAUGGAUAAAUAUCUCAAGAAUCUCUUUGUUAUUAAGGAUAAAAUGAAAGAGGGCUUCCUAAAACAUGGAGAUUUCUUCAAAUAUACAGAAAAUUUGCCAAGAUAUGAACCUCUUAUUACAAAGAGGAGGUAUUAUACCCUAUUGAAUACCGUUGGAUGGUCCAUUGUUGUCCUUAUUCCUAUGAUCAGUUAUCUUUUUAAAUUACUGUUUAGUGGGGAGUUGGUUUAUCUGUCCAUCGCUGUUGGAAUCAUUGGAAUAUUUUACUUCUUGUUGCAAAAUUUGCUGAGCAUGUCUGAUAUCAAAAAAUCCUCCACUUAUGGAAUAAAUACAAAAAAAAGUAAUUGAAGCCAAACUACGAUUUAACAGUUUAAGUCAUCCUGAAGACAAUGAGAAGCUUGAUUUAGUGUGGAUACCUUAGGUACUACAGAUGCACCAUUAUGUACCUAUAUUUGUUUAUGAAACUUUUUUACAUUUCAAAUGUCACAAAAAAUAUUCGAGGAAAAAAUAAUACUGAAAAAAUUUAUGAUAAAAUCGUUUUUUGUUGGUGAGGUCUUAAAAUAACAUGUUGUUCAAUCUAUGUAACUUUUUGUUUUACAUUUUUCACUGAAACUACGUUGAUUAUUAUAUAAUCCUAAUAUCUUCCAAACAUGAAUAUGAACUAUUACCAUUGGCCUCCCUUUGAAGUUCUUUUUGCAUGGAUCCUAUCAUUCCUAUCUAUGUUUAUACUUUCAUUUACUCUACCACAAAAAUUUUGAAGAAAAAAAUUUUGAAUAUUUGAUUUUUCAUAUCAGCAUUCAUAAUUAAUUACUAUUAAUUUGUCAGCAUGAUUAUUAUCAUUAAUUAGUCUUCCACUUGUAGAGUAAUGACAGGCAGAGAACUUGAAUGAAUCUUUUUUCACAUUCAUUUGUCAUUUCAUUAUGUUUCAAUUAUUGUCAAUCAACUAUUUGCUUAAUAACUGCUGAUUUAUUCUUAUAAAAACCAAUGAUGUAUGGAUUCAUGUUAUAGAAUAAUAUAUUUAUGUUGAUUCA
Coccinella septempunctata (seven-spotted ladybird) is the source of this 2429-nucleotide messenger RNA. Its product is annotated as 1-acyl-sn-glycerol-3-phosphate acyltransferase gamma-like. Gene Ontology annotation, molecular function: 1-acylglycerol-3-phosphate O-acyltransferase activity. Bases 577 to 1746 code for a protein of 389 amino acids. Gene Ontology annotation, cellular component: endomembrane system. The transcript is spliced from 6 exons. NCBI's taxonomy places the organism in Eukaryota, Metazoa, Arthropoda, Insecta, Coleoptera, Coccinellidae. The record is from RefSeq and is a predicted model, not a curated record.